CACUCCACGACUCUCCAGGCUUACAGCCGGCUCCUUUUGCCAGCCCUCCUCUGCAAAUCAUAUACUUCUGUCAGUCAUAGAUCCAACUCAUCCAACCCCCUUUGGAUGUUUUGAAAACUGACCACACCGCUGCACUUAUCCCUCACGCUCUGUGAACAUGAACAAACUUUCCUUCACUCUCCAGAUUUUUAGAAUAAUUCUGUUUGCCACUGAAGUUUACGGUGAUAAUAUCUGUACCACGCGAGGGGUCAAUUCAUGUCAGCAGUGCUUGGCUGUAAGCCCAAACUGUGCUUGGUGCUUCCAGGAGAACCUGCCCUCAGGAUUCUCUCGCUGUGACCUGAAAGCAAAUCUUAUUCAAAAUGGCUGUACAGAUGAUUUUGAGUUUCCAACUAGCAGCACCGCAGUCUUGGAAGACAGGCCCCUCAGCAACAAAGGCUCAGGGGGAAGCAUCACCCAGAUGUCCCCACAGAAGAUUGAGCUCCACCUGAGACCAGAUGACUCCCAAACUUUCUCAGUUCAAGUGCGGCAGGUGGAAGACUACCCUGUGGACAUCUAUUACCUGAUGGACCUGUCACAUUCCAUGAAGGACGAUCUCUACAACAUCCAGAACUUAGGUACCAAGCUAGCCAGGAAAAUGGCCGAAGUGACCAGCAACUUGAGGAUUGGUUUUGGAGCUUUUGUGGACAAGCCCAUGUCCCCUUAUAUGUUCAUCUCCCCUCCAGAAGCUAUUAAAAAUCCAUGUUAUAACCUGCCCCCUCCAGAUAACCACUGCCUACCAAUGUUUGGCUAUAAACAUGUUCUGGCACUCACAAAUGAGGUGAAGCGUUUCAAUGAGGAGGUGAAGAAACAGCAAGUUUCAAGGAACCGUGAUGCCCCUGAAGGAGGAUUUGAUGCCAUCAUCCAAGCGAUUGUCUGUGAUGAGAAAAUUGGCUGGAGACCAGAAGCCUCCCACUUGCUGGUUUUCACUACAGAUGCAAAGACGCACAUUGCUUUAGAUGGGAGACUGGCAGGAAUUGUAACGCCCAAUGAUGGGCAAUGCCACAUCGACAGCAGCAACUUCUACGCGGCUUCUACCACACUAGAUUAUCCAUCCCUUGGCCUGAUGACUGAUAAACUCUCCCAGAAAAACAUUAACUUGAUUUUUGCUGUGACACAAAUCGUUGUGGGGCUGUAUCAGAACUACAGUGAGCUGAUCCCUGGCACGACUGUAGGGACCUUGUCAGUUGAUUCUAGCAAUGUUUUACAGCUCAUUUUGAAUUCCUACGAGAAAAUUCGUUCCAAAGUUGAGCUUGAAGUACGUAGCUUACCAGAAGAAUUGUCCCUCUCAUUUAAUGCCACCUGCCUUGAUGGUGAAGUUAUCCCCGGAGUUAAGUCUUGCGUUGGUCUUAAGAUUGGAGACACGGUGAGCUUCAGCAUUGAGGCAAAGGUGCGCGGUUGCCCCCAGGAGCGGCAGAAGUCUUUCACCAUCAAGCCAGUGGGCUUCAAGGACAGCCUGACCGUGGUAGUGAAUUUUGACUGCGAUUGCAGGUGCCAGGGCAAUGCUCAGCCCGACAGCCCCAUUUGUUCCUAUGGCAAUGGCACCUUUGAGUGCGGCAUGUGCCGAUGUAAUCCAGGCCGGUUGGGCUCCCACUGUGAGUGCUCUGAGGAGGAGUACAGUCCUUCCCAGCAGGGCAACUGCAGCCCUCGGGAGGGCCAACCUCUCUGCAACCAGAGGGGUGAGUGCAUCUGCGGCCAGUGCGUGUGCUACGGCAGUGACUUCGGCAAGGUCUCCGGCAAGUAUUGUGAAUGUGAUGACUUCUCCUGCGUCCGCUUCAAGGGGGAGCUGUGCUCUGGUCAUGGGAAAUGUGUUUGUGGGGACUGUGCUUGUGACCCGGACUGGACGGGAACCUACUGCAAUUGCACAACUCGGACUGACACUUGCAUGUCCAGCAACGGAUUGGUGUGCAGCGGGCAAGGGCGGGGCUACUGCGCCUGUGGGAAAUGCAUCUGCACUCAGCCUGGCUCUUAUGGAGACACCUGCGAGAAGUGUCCAACCUGCCCCGAUGCCUGCACCAUCAAGAAGGAGUGUGUGGAAUGCAAGAAGUUUGAGAGGGGGACCCUGAUGGAGCAAGAUACCUGCAGCCGAAACUGUCGGGACGAAAUUGAGUCAGUGCAGGAACUUGGAGACAAUGGAAAAGACGCCGUGAACUGUACAUACAAGGAUGAAGACGAUUGUGUGGUCCGCUUCCAGUAUUAUGAGGACUCCAGUGGCAAGUCCAUCCUGUAUGUCAUUGACAAACCAGACUGUCCCGAAGGGCCUGAUGUCUUGGUGGUUCUCCUUUCGGUGACGGGAGCCAUCUUACUAAUUGGCUUAGCUGCUCUGCUUAUCUGGAAACUACUCAUCACAAUUCACGACCGGCGGGAAUUUGCUAAGUUUGAAGAAGAGAGGGCUAGAGCAAAGUGGGACACGGCCAACAAUCCAUUAUACAGGGGAGCCACCUCCACAUUCACCAACAUCACAUACCGUGGGAAUUCGUGAGGGGACCCCAAGCCUUGAAGGGCCUUCCUCGCUCAUGUUUACAGAACAUGUAUUGCUGUUGGCUUGUAUAUUUUGUAUGUUUUGUGUGUGUGUGUGUGUGUGUGUGUGUGAGUGAUAUUUUAACAGCAGUUUGCUCAAGGGCCUUUGCUCUGCAUGCUCCGCUGUCACAUGAGGAUGUCAGCAUUAUGUUCCUUUCAAGAACCUCUGUUUACCUCAGCUCGCCUGUGGGCCACACCCAUACACUGAAGAAGGAGAAAGCGGGAAUUACUUUUCAUUGGGGAUAGUGCUGUAUGAAUCCCCAUGGGCCACAGGAUACUCUAGUUGAAUAAAAUUCAGGAGCAGUGUGUUGGGCGGGGGAAGUGCUGGGACAUAAAUUAAGUCAGAAGAGUGAUGGCAGCUACAAACACAAGCCAUACACAUCCCCAUCUUUGACAACACCGCAUAUUCAAAUGUAGCACCCCAAGUAGCUCUUAGUGUGGUAGUGUGGUGAACUGCUCUUGCUGAUUCCAUAGAAGGCAGCUUCAUAGGGUCAUGUUUCUAAUAAAGCUGAAAUUCCCCUUGUUGAGAUGUAAUCACUCUGAGCUUUCGGUGUCCCACAGACCUGCCCCUCCAAGGAUAUUCUUCUCAGGUCCUGUUGUUCAUUCAGGGAACCAAACAUUUGGCUGCAGGAGACAAAAGAUGCUAGUGCACAUUGGGUGAGCUGGAAGCACCCUCAAAAAUCCUCCUCAGGUUUGGGGCUACAGUUGAAGGGGGGCCCUGAAUAUUAACACUGCCUGGCUAAUGAACCCCUCUUCUCUGACCCCAGUGUGUAUAAUACGGGUACAAGGAUUCCUGAGUCUCCUUAGCAAAAUCAGAAAUGUUCACAUUUGACUGUUCUCUUGAGGGAAACCCUCAAAAAGGCCUCUGCAGCCGAUCAACCUCUGGAGACCAACAGCAGUUUCUGGACAAGAGGGCUGCAGCACACGAAUUUCCCCCUUCUGAUGGCCUGCCAAUUGCCCACGCUAUGCUUCCACUGCCCUUAUGCUACCCUCCACGCCAAAUCUGCACACCCACACCAGCCAAAGAGUUUGCACAUGUUGGUCACAAACAUCUACUGCUGGAAUCAAGAAAACAAGGCCUGGUGCUUCAGUUAGCAUGAUAUAUUUGAAAAAGCAGAACAUGGGUUCUCUGUUUAGCAAAGGUUGAAUCCCUUUAGAGUUUAUACGGAACCAAGGUCUUUUAACAUUUGGCAUACCUCGUUUAUUCUCACAUGCCCCCAUCUCAACGAUGCCACUCUCCCAAAGGUGUCACUGACUGGUGUCAGUUUCUAGAAGGAGAAGUGCCAGGAAGGAGGGUAGCUCCCUCUGGGAGCAGGGACAGAACUGGGCUGUCUAUCAUUAAUUUGGUAAAUGAGCACUUUUAUGGUAGCCGUGAUGUGGUGGAGUCUGUGACAGAAGCAAAUAAAAUGACUUAAG
Messenger RNA from Eublepharis macularius, 3972 nucleotides. It is a transcript of the gene ITGB3, whose product is annotated as integrin subunit beta 3. The record is from RefSeq and is a predicted model, not a curated record. Gene Ontology annotation, cellular component: focal adhesion; cell surface; integrin complex. Gene Ontology annotation, biological process: integrin-mediated signaling pathway; cell adhesion mediated by integrin; cell-matrix adhesion. Bases 158 to 2518 code for a protein of 786 amino acids. The transcript has 15 exons. Gene Ontology annotation, molecular function: fibronectin binding; integrin binding; fibrinogen binding. NCBI's taxonomy places the organism in Eukaryota, Metazoa, Chordata, Lepidosauria, Squamata, Eublepharidae.